Messenger RNA from Heterobilharzia americana, 2436 nucleotides. Lineage: Eukaryota; Metazoa; Platyhelminthes; Trematoda; Strigeidida; Schistosomatidae. The record is from the annotation of a GenBank genome assembly.
AUGGAUAAUCUGGAAGAGGUCAGGCAAAUACUUCGUAACUGGGCUCCUACGUUUCCUGAAAAUGAUGAUGAAGUCCCUGCGGAGUUGUUUGAUAGACAUCCCUUAUCUGCAAUGAUGAUAAGUGCUGACAGUGAAUGUGGGAGAAAAGACAAUCUUGUACUUAUUUUAAAUUCCUGGAAGCCAGAAUGGCAACGAGAAGGGGUUCAGGUUCCUGUCAAAAAUGCAAAUGAUCAACCCAGACCUGUCUUUAAAAAACUAAAUCUAAAUUGUCCUAAAAGGCAUGCUAAUCGUCUAGUUAUGCCUGAGAAACUACGGGUUGAGUGUGUGGAUGAAAACUACGACGAAGCUAUACAUUGCUUGGUUGACAAGAAAAUCAAAAAAGCUUCGUAUUACCACGUAGAUGACUUGGAUUAUGCAUGGAUCGCUACAGUGAACGAAGAGAGAGAAUGCCUUGGACAAGUACUUAUCGAAGACUGGAUGCUGGAAAAGAUCAUUACCACUUUGGAAUACCUGACGUACAUUAAGAUGCGUGAAAAAAUAAAGGAAAUCGAUGUACAGUGUUUGGAAUUUGAUGAGAAUGCCAGAUGUGAUAUUUGUCUAUCGUUUGAGGGUGAAGAUGGUAACGAACUGGUCUUUUGCGAUGGUUGUUUUCUGUGUGUUCAUCAAGCCUGUUAUGGCAUCCUUCAGAUACCUGAAGGGUCAUGGAUGUGUAGACAGUGCGAAGCAGGUGUCAAGUCAACUACUCCUUGCUUCUUAUGCCCUAACACUGGUGGGGCUAUGAAAUUAUCUGAUGACGGGAAACGCUGGUGUCAUGUUAGUUGCGCCUUAUGGGUUCCGGAAGUUGGUUUUGGCAACGUAGAACUGAUGGAACCUAUCAUAAAGCUGGACAGUAUACCACAAGCAAGGCGUAAUUUGCUGUGUUCCAUAUGUCGUUCGCGCUAUGGUGCUCCUGUGCAGUGCUCUAAUUUGAAGUGUAAAACAGCUUUUCACGUCACGUGCGCCUUUCAGAGCAACCUGAUCAUGCGUCAAGAGCUUGUCGAUAAGGAUGUACGCCUGGUGGGAUUGUGUUGGAAGCAUUCCCGGAAAGAACAGCAAUCUACAAUUCAUCAUUCUUCAGGUAGUUGCGAAUCAAGUUCUCUUCGUGUAACCAAUUCCCCUGCUAAGCCCUACGAUGCAAAUCAAAUCGUUGGCAGCGCUGCACAACCAGUUACUUUGACGCGUAAACAGAGGUUGAUUGAGCUGGAGAACGAUUUUUAUAAGUUGGUAGAUGAGUCGCAACUAAAUAUGUGGUUGGAUAAUAGCUCUAUAAAGACUCAGCUAGAAAAUUCAGCUAUCCUUGAUGAAAAUGAACGUAGAAAUGUUCCCAAUGACAUCCGUGCAGCUAUUGUUGUCUAUUGGCGUUUAAAGAGGCGUACAAACUUCAAUCAACCAUUAGUCAAUCCUGUUCCGUUGUCAUGGAGAGAAAGCGCAGAUGAAGUAGCUGCCACAACCAAAGAAGAAUUAGCUCGAUUAGAACGUGCCAAUGCUGAUAUGAAAGCUUCCGAAUCAUUCAAGCGUGUGAGAUUUGGUCUCGAUAGGGCUAGGUUAAUGGCAGAUAUGGUUUUGCAAAGGGAACGACGGAAACUGGCCUUAUUCAAGCGAAUGUGGCGUAUAUCUGAGAUUCAAUUGUCUGCCCUUGAGAUAUACAGCAAUUUAGUGUCUAGCGAAUGGCUCCGAAAUGCUCAUAUUGGUGAAUCUGUUUAUGACAACUGGGAGUUAUUUUUAGCCCAAAGUAAUCCUUGCAUUCAACGCACGGUUGACAACAAACAUCGUUCACCUAUUAAGGAAACAAAGAAAGUAACAAAAUCAUCACCAGUGCGUUCUGUUUGUAAGAGUAAGGUCGAUUACUCGGAGGCCACUCAGUGUAAAUUAGCACCCCAAGCGUGCGAAUCUGUUGAAUCAUUCAACAUUCCUCAAGAGUGUUUGAUUGUUCCCGAUACGAUCAAGCAACGACUACGCUCAGCACUAACAGUAGUCGCAAAUAAUUAUAACAUGUGGAUAACAUCAGACAAAUAUUUUGAUGAUGUCAAUUAUACGCGUAAAGCAAAGGAUCGUGUUACGAAGCUGGAAAAUUCUAUUUCACUUAGUCACACAAAAUAUCCUUCAAAACUUCGCUGUUCUCCAGCGUUAACAUCAGCAAUCAAAAUAAAUAAGCCAAUGGAGAGUGAAUUACCUAUUGUUCAGGUGAAGUUAUCACCAAUACCAGAUGGAGCAACAUUUAAAUAUUGUGGUAAAACUGUAAAUAAUCCAAAUGAAUGCACACCUAUUAAGAGGCGAAAGCAGUCAAGCAGUUACAAUCCUUCCCCACUGGGAAAGUCACCAACAAAUGAUCCCAUCCCUGUACUUACUAAGUUGGCAAUGAUUACCUUAUCACCAGGUGCUGCUAAGUUGCUGUAA